UACCUUCCUACUCUAACAGAUAGCGUGUAAUUGAUGCUCUCAUGGGGAAACCGGUCCUGCCAGUACAAGUACUACUCUUUUUUUUAUCUGCGUGUAUAGAAUAUUUUGCAGGUGGCAUUGAGUAUAUUUAAAGAAGACACAUAGAGCACAUGAUGCUGCAACUACAAUCCCCCUCUUCCUGUGCGAAAGAAAGCCGAGGCUGGAUAUAAAAGCUCUGUAUGAGCUGGAGAUAAUGCAGCAGAUCUAGACAACGUGUGGUCUUCUUCAGAAUGACCUCUCCUCAGUGGAUAGCCAUUAAACCCGUGAUGACACAUUGCUACGUUCUGUACAAAACCAGGCCCCGGAAAUCCGUAUGGUUUCACGUGUUCCUGUGUGCUUCUAGGUUUCAGCAUCAAACACCCAGUGGCUACUAACAAACUGCUUAGAUGUCUAGAGAGAACAGGCAGAAUCAUGUUGUCUUGUUCACCAACUCAUCCAUAUUAACCCGCAUGGUUUGGGCCCCUCCUAGAACUUCCAGUCCCCGUUCCAUCGCAUCAGCUUACAAACCUUACCGCGUCUGGACAAAGAUGUCUGUGGAGUGGCUGACUGACUGGAGCUGUUUGCUGAAUGGACUUCGUGACUUGAUUGCUGGUACCAUCCAAGCUGUUCGAGACUGCAACACUCUCGCACUAACCACCAUAAUCUGCCUCUUGCUGUUGUUUGUAUGGUACUGUUAUCGAGUUGGUAAGGAUCAGCCCCGUUCUCCCUUUGCCACUGUGAAUUUACUUAUCCAGAGUUCAGAAGCCAAAGGCUUGCAGAACGGGUUUGCUUACUGUAACUCACGUGAUUGUGUACGCUGUACCCAUAACAGUGGACUGAACUCAAGACUCUAUCACAAUCUACAGGAAUACGCCAAGAGGUACUCCUGGUCUGGCAUGGGCAGAAUCCAUAAGGGUAUUCGUGAGCAAAGUCGAUAUAUAAAUGACAGGCCAUCCAUACAAAAACCAGAGGUUUUCUUCCUUCCUGAUUUACCCUCAAUGCCCUAUUUUCCUCGGGAUAUCCAAAAGCAUGAUGUGGAAUUGCUAGAGCAAAACUUUGCCAUCAUCCUUAGUGAAUUUGAAAUAAUCUAUAAAGCAUUUUCAAACUGCAGUUUGCCCCAAGGCUGGAAAUUAAACAGUACCCCUACCGGGGAUUGGUUAACAUUUUAUCUAAUCAACCAAGGUAAUGCAAUUGACAAAAAUUGCAAGAAAUGCCCACGGACGUACCGUUUGCUUGGAAAUCUUCGCACCUUCAUUGGCAACAAUUUGUUUGGGAAUGCUUGUAUGUCUGUGCUAACUCCUGGCACUGUUAUCACAGAGCACUAUGGACCAACCAAUAUCAGGAUAAGAUGCCAUUUAGGUUUAAAAAUCCCAGGAAACUGUGAGCUGGUGGUUGGUGGAGAACCGCAAUGCUGGGCAGAAGGACACUGUCUAUUAUUUGAUGACUCUUUCCUGCAUACUGCUUAUCAUGAAGGAUCAGCAGACGAAGGACCUCGUGUGAUUUUCAUGGUUGACCUGUGGCACCCCAAUGUGGCAGCGGCUGAACGUCAAGCAUUGGAUUCCAUAUUUGCUCCUCGACGCUGAGCCACUCAUGCAACCAAACAUCAAUGCUCAUGGAAAUUUGCCUCAAAAGAAAAAUGAAGACGAAAAAAAACUUGUUUCAAAAGUCAUUCUCUGUAUAUGAACUACAUCUUAUGUUAUCUAUUUAACCAUUGGCUUUUCCAUAAGUUUACAUUGUAGAUUUGAUAUAAACAAGAUGUAUAUUCAACUUGCAAUUCUCUUACACUCCACCGAAGGGAGCACUUGAUGUGGAAGCUACAGACUUAUAGCACCAUAUUGACUAAACAGCACAAACCAAUCUUCAGCUUAAAGGCUUAUUAAUGAAAGGAAACAUCUAAGGGGAAAGUAUAUAGAAGAUUUCAGGGAAUGGCUGGGUUUCUACUGCAUUUCUAACUUUCGUUCUUCCGUUUACCAAGGAUUGUAUUCGCUCAUAUCGCAGCUAGUCUGAUAUUUCCCAUUCUUUACUAGAAUGCAGCCCUAUUAUAUAGUACGUGUCAUAUUGCUACUGUGUUUAUAAUACUCAGAAAAAAAUGAAUAGGAAGUGACAGAAAGCAAUGUAUUGACUUGAACAAUCCAAUGUCGUUGUUCUCAGGUUCACGUCAACAACUGUUCAACCAUUGGAUUACCUGUUCUGUUAUGUUUGGGGUGAUCACACUUUGGUUAAACAUGGCAGUCAUUGGAGAUGCUUCACUCAACUUAAUGACUAGAAAAAUUAACAAGGUGUUUACUAAGCAUUCUAUG
Molecule: messenger RNA, 2318 nt
Organism: Pelobates fuscus (common spadefoot toad)
Lineage: Eukaryota; Metazoa; Chordata; Amphibia; Anura; Pelobatidae
Gene: ASPHD2
Product: aspartate beta-hydroxylase domain containing 2
Exons: 4
Coding region: 426-1601 (391 amino acids)
Cellular component (GO): membrane
Source: RefSeq, a predicted model, not a curated record